Messenger RNA from Rattus rattus (black rat), 969 nucleotides. RefSeq names its product rano class II histocompatibility antigen, A beta chain. The record is from RefSeq and is a predicted model, not a curated record. Gene Ontology annotation, biological process: immunoglobulin production involved in immunoglobulin-mediated immune response; positive regulation of T cell activation; antigen processing and presentation of exogenous peptide antigen via MHC class II. Gene Ontology annotation, cellular component: MHC class II protein complex; membrane. The transcript is spliced from 6 exons. Bases 46 to 969 code for a protein of 307 amino acids. NCBI's taxonomy places the organism in Eukaryota, Metazoa, Chordata, Mammalia, Rodentia, Muridae. Gene Ontology annotation, molecular function: MHC class II protein complex binding.
CAGCAGGUGUGAGUCCUGGUGACUGCCAUUACCUGUUCCUUAGAGAUGGCUCUGCAGACCCCCAGCUUCCUCCUCCCAGCAGCUGUGGUUGUGCUGAUGGUGCUGAGUAGCCCAGGGACUGAGGGCAGAGACUCCUCAAGGGAUUUCGUGUUCCAGUUCAAGGGCCUGUGCUACUACACCAACGGGACGCAGCGCAUACGGAGUGUGGACAGACUCUUCUACAACCAGGAGGAGUUCGCGCGCUACGACAGCGACGUGGGCGAGUUCCGCGCGUUGACCGAGCUGGGGCGGCCGGACGUCGAGUACUGGAACAGCCAGAAGGAGCUCCUGGAGCGGAAGCGGGCCGAGCUGGACACGGUCUGCAGACACAACUACGAGAAGACGGAGGUCCCCACCUCCCUGCGGCGGCUUGAGCGGCCCAAUGUGGCCAUCUCCCCGUCCAGGACAGAGGCCCUCAACCACCACAACCUGCUGGUCUGCUCAGUGACAGAUUUCUACCCAGCCCAGAUCAAAGUGCGCUGGUUCCGGAAUGGCCAGGAGGAGACGACAGGGGUGGUGUCCACACAGCUUAUUAGGAACGGGGACUGGACCUUCCAGGUCCUGGUCAUGCUGGAGAUGACACCUCAGCGGGGAGAUGUGUACACCUGCCAUGUUGACCACCCCAGCCUCGAGAGCCCUGUCACAGUGGAGUGGCGGGCACAGUCCGAGUCUGCCCAGAGCAAGAUGCUGAGCGGCAUCGGGGGCCUUGUGCUGGGGGUGAUCUUCCUUGGGCUUGGCCUUUUCAUCCGUCACAAGAGUCAGAAAGGACCUCGGGGCCCUCCUCCAGCAGACCCCCUCCUCUCCCACACAGGCUCCUACAGUGACCACGAGAGUGUUCUGAUUGUGUUUGAAGAGACAUGGGAAACCUGCCCCCAUCUCUCCGCAUCAAAUCCUGCAAUUCUUCUGUCCCUAGAGAGCCAGAGCAGUUAG